Amaranthus tricolor (Joseph's coat) is the source of this 3071-nucleotide messenger RNA. RefSeq names its product two-component response regulator-like APRR2. The transcript is spliced from 12 exons. The coding region runs from base 994 to 2616 and encodes 540 amino acids. Gene Ontology annotation, biological process: phosphorelay signal transduction system; positive regulation of DNA-templated transcription. The record is from RefSeq and is a predicted model, not a curated record. NCBI's taxonomy places the organism in Eukaryota, Viridiplantae, Streptophyta, Magnoliopsida, Caryophyllales, Amaranthaceae. Gene Ontology annotation, cellular component: nucleus. Gene Ontology annotation, molecular function: DNA-binding transcription factor activity; transcription cis-regulatory region binding.
AAAAAUUAUACUUGCCCUUUCACUUCACUGUUCCUGUUUCUCAUAUCUGAAUGGCUUUCUCUCCUGCAAGUCUGUCCAAAAAAGUCUAAAACCCCCCACAUUUCUGUGACAUUCACAUUUUUUCUCUAUGAAGGUCUUAAUACAGAAAUAGUCAAGCAUCAACUAUAAGAGGGAAUACUACCUUAACUAUCUCUAAUUGCUUCAACUUCAAAUUCUCCCUUAUCUCAAUCAUUCUUUCUUUCUUUCUUUUUUUUCCACAAAACAAGUAUAUGAUAAAGGAAAUUAUACUCCUCAAAAGAAACCUCCUUUUUCAUUUGCACUUCUGGUAAAAGUUCUGCACUUUAUUUUCCCCUUCGAAAAUAUAACUUUCUUUGUAAAUGUUCUUACCACUUAUCUGCAUUUUCUUGUUUUAGCUUAGAAUACUUCCAACAUUCUUUGUACAUUUGCAUGUAUUUCUAAUUUAAUUUAUGCCUUUUUUAAUCUGUUGAAGAUUAAUUUUAAAUAUUUUGGAUGAGAUCUUUCAUGGGUUUUUCUUCAAUUUCUUUGCUUAUAAUGUUCUUUGAUAAGGGUAUUUACUAUUGUCAUCCAUCUUUUGAUCAUAGCUGCCAAAUAACCAACCCAACCAUGUGCUUAAGCAAAUGGUUGAGGCCCCACGAGAACCUUUGGGUUAAAAAUGUGGAUGCAGCACGAUCCCUUCUUACACCCGAUGCUUAAUAUUUCACAUUAAAUAAAUAAGAGGUAGUUGAGAUUUGAACCUGUGAUAUGUUGUCGCUUUAGCCUCUGAUACCAUAUUAUGAUUAACUUUUAUAAAGGGGAUAAGAACGGAUUGAUGAUGAUGAGAUCUUAUUAUUUUGAAUUUAUUGACUUAGAUUACUGUAUGAUCUAGGAGCAAUGGAAACAUGAUCUGUCUCAAUUAUAUCUGUCUUUUGCAUGAUUUGAUUUAUAUGAGGUUAAUUUUCGAUUCGAUACACUGCUAACAAUGCGAAACGAGCUAUGGUUUGCACUGCCAAUGAUUUACUGGAAUGGAAGGAUUUCCCUAAAGGCCUUAGGAUCCUUCUCCUUGAUGAGGACCGGAAUUCUGCUUCUGAGAUAAAGUCCACACUUGAGGAAAUGGAGUUUAUAGUUAUUGCAUUUUCUAGUGAGCAUGAAGCAUUAUCCGCAAUUUCAAGCAAAAAUGAGAUCUUUCAUGUGGCCAUUAUAAAGGUAAAUCAUGAUGGGAGAUGCGACUUUUUGGAGUGUGCAAAGGAUCUUCCAACAAUCAUGAUAUCAAAAGAGCAUUGCUUGAACACCAUGAUGAAGUGUAUAGCGUUAGGUGCAGUUGAAUUUCUUGUAGAACCAAUAUCGGAGGAUAAACUUCGAAAUAUAUGGCAGCAUGUAGUUCAUAAGGCAUUCAACACAAGCGGUAGCAGAGAAUCAGAAUCACUCAAAUCUGUUAAGGAGUUUGUGGGUUCCAUAUUGGAAAUGCAGCAACAAAAUGUUGCUGUACAAACUCAUGUUUCCGAAGAAUCAAUGAUCGAUACAGUAGAGGACGAAGGUCAUCAUGACCAGUCCGCUGCUGGAGACAAGUUCCCUGCUCCUUCAACUCCCCAAAUAAAACACGCGGGAAGAUCCUUAGAUGAUGGAGACUAUCAUGAUCAAACCAAUAACUCCCCGGUCAAGGAGGGUAUUGAAUUUGACGGGGAAAUCAAAUCUGUCGAUAAUACAAAUAACGGCAACUCAUUUGCUGAGAUGGAGGUGGAUCCACCUCAGCCAACAUGUGUGGGAGCUACCGAAGAGGAGGUGGAUUGCCGUGAUGGUUCCAAGGGUACGGAUGGCAUACCUAAACCUUGUGGUAAUAAUGAGGAGUCAAAUAAGAAAUCUUCUAAGAAUGCUUGUGGAGUGAAGAAUAGCCGGAAAAGGAUGAAGAUAGACUGGACCCCUGAUCUUCAUAAAAAAUUUGUGCAAGCGGUAGAGCAACUUGGUGUUGAUCAAGCCAUCCCUUCUCGUAUUUUAGAGCUGAUGAAAGUGGAAGGAUUGACUCGACAUAACAUAGCUAGUCAUCUUCAGAAAUAUAGAAUGCAUAGAAGACACAUUUUGCCGAAGCAAGAUGAACGAAGGUGGCCGCAACCUAGACAUUCAAUACCGAGGAAUUACUACCCUCAUCAUAGACCAGUGAUGGCAUAUCCUCCCUAUCAGACCAAUCAUGCCUUCAUAUCGGAGCAAGUCUACCCCGUCUGGAGCCAGCAGGCCGGUUACCAGCUUCCUGGCUUCCCAAUGUGGGGCUCCCCGAGCUAUCCUUGGAAGCCUUACCCUCCAAUGCAUGCUGAUGCAUGGGGUUGCCCAGUGAUGCCACCCCCUCCUUGCCCGACCUCACCCUUCCCCCAUGUACAAUGCGCAUAUGGGUUCCACAGUCCUGAUACAUAUAGGAAGAAUUCUGCUGAUAUGAAUCCGGUAACGCCAAUUUUCUUCAAUUAUGGGGAGGAAGUUAUUGACAAAGUGGUUAAGGAAGCAAUAAGCAAGCCAUGGUUGCCAUUACCAAUAGGCCUUAAACCACCAUCUAUUGACAGUGUCCUAGCUGAGCUAUCCAGGCAAGGAAUUUCCACUAUCCCUCCUCCCAAUGGCCACCAUCCAUGCUGACCUGGAACAUUAACGCGGGAGGCGGCCCACGAGUCGCAAAAAGAGGAUCUGAUACCACUGUACAACACCUCAGUUGACAAGUGUUAUGGUCCUAGUCGAGGGCCGGUUUUCUCAAUCGAGCGAUCGAGAUUAGGCCACGUAUGUGAUCUUAGAACCACAGAGGUUUUAGUGGUUGUAAAUAGAGCUGACAUGAAGUUGGGUUGAUUUAUGAUUAAUGGAAAGAAAGAGAAAGGAAAAGGGAGGUUGAUAAUGGAUGUGAUGGAUGGAUGUAUCAUUGUUCAAUGUUUGUUUCUUGUUGGUGGAAUGAAGAGUGGUCCUACCAAUCUGUUGGAGGGUACCAUUUUCUGAAGGGUUUGUCCCUUAAUUUGUAGGGCUUAGUGUUGAUAAAUCUUCCCAUUAUAAAAAACUUUUUUCAUAGUAAUAAUAAUAUAAUGAAAGUAGAUAGCUUUUGAACA